GGGGGCUCUCCACGAGGCUCACCUGAGCACAAGCAGUUUUGCAGGCAUGAGAAAUCACAGUGAGAGCAACGCUUUUUCACCAUAUGUUAAUGUGAAGAGUGAACAGUAAAUGGUUAAUCUUACUGCGAUCUGGUUCUUAUUAACUGUGGUUUAUCCGGACGUUAAAUUCGGCGUUUCGUUACACCCGAAGGAGAAGGUGACAGUGAAAAAGCGGCAUUAUCAGGUGUUUCAAGUGCUGCAAUGUCAGCUCAAUCCAGCAUCAAGUCGACGCCGCCCAGCGACAAGGGCAGUAAACCGACAUCAAGUAAGCCCACCCAGGCGUUAUCAGGUGUUCCAAGUGCUGCAAUGUCAGCUCGAUCCGGGAUCAAGUCGAUGGCGCCCAGCGACAAGGGCAGUAGAACGACAUCAAGUAAGUCCACACAGGCAAGAGCCAAGGCAGAAGCCGCCAAGGUGCGACUGCAUUACGCCAAACAAGAGGCAGUUUUGAAAAUGAAACUGGCCACCAAAGAAGCCGAAAGGGCCGCCAGACAAAGAGAAGAGGCUGCCAGAGAAAAAGAAAAGGCUGCCAGAGAAGCCGAAAUCCAGAAAGAAAGGGCCGCCAGAGAAGCCGAAAUCCAGAAAGAAAGGGCCGCCAGAGAAGCCGAAAUCCAGAAAGAAAGGGCCGCCAGAGAAGCCGAAAUCCAGAAAGAAAGGGCCGCCAGAGAAGCCGAAAUCCAGAAGGAAAAGGCCGCCAGACAAAGGAAAGCGGCCGCCCGAGAAGCCGAAAUCCAGUUGGAAAUGGCAAAAAUAUCGACAGAGUUGCAAGUGCUGCAGCUAGAAAGAGAAGAAGCUGCUGCCAUGGCGGAAGCAAAGUACAUAGAAGAAGCUGAAGGGUCGCGUGAUCUGACCGCAGCAAGAUCUACUUUAGAAAGGACCAGACUGGAACGCACAAGCGACUAUGUACAAUCUCAAAUAGACAGGCAGGCUCGUCUCCCCUCUCCAUACGUAUUCGAUAACUUCCCCAGCUACGAGGAACCUCAGAGAGUCACGAUUGCAUCACAUCCAUACGAGGAAGGAAAUUUACCCUCACGGCUCCGUGAUGAAGUCAAGAAUGAAAGAACCGUCAACGCUCCUUCACCCCCACAACAGGACGGCGGGGAGGGAGAGGUUCACUCCAGGACAACAAUUGUCAGCUCGAACUGUACAGAAGUUUGCGGUCAAACUCAGUCAAGCCGUUCUUGUUCCGAGAUCUGCCUCACUGAGGUGUACCCUAAAGAAGCACAACAAGACAUUACCAAGCGUAAAGUAACCGACGAGACGCUAGGUCAGUCAGUUUUCGUUCAAACCGAGCACGGAAACAAACUUGCACAAUCAGCUCAAGAUACCAUUUCUUUAAAACCCAAAGACACCAAGGUCUUCAGAGAUGAAGCAAAUAAUGGGGUUGCCCCAUUGCCUAUCAGAGAACCAUGCCAGCGCUCACCAGAUAACAAAGAGCAGGCAGUCAAACGGUUCACGUCCUUACGGAAAACCCGGAAAAGGGAACCUGAGAUACAGCAACGCACCCGAUUGGCCCACGAGGUACUGUGCACCCUAAUGGCAGAGGUCACAGCCAUUAUAAACGCACAAUCAUUCCUACCUGUGUCUUCUGACCCAGAAAACCCCUUUAUACUUUCGCCAUCAACGCUCCUUACGCAGAAGGCAGGAGCACCUCCUCCACCAGGAGACUUCUCAGACAAGGAUUUGUACACAAAGCAAUGGAGACAAGUCCAGGCUCUGGCAAAUCAGUUCUGGCCUCGCUGGAGACAAAAAUAUCUACCUUUGUUGCAACAGAGACAAAAGUGGACAGAACCCCACAGGAAUCUGGCCAACGGCCAGAAUCACUGUUACAUUCCCUAGCGGGGAUGGACAUGUCAGGAAGAUCGAAUUGAAGACUACCGACCAAGGCGAUGUGAAACUUUACCAAAGGCCAGUUACAGAAGUUAUUCUACUUCUACCCAAUGACUGAUUAAGAGACUAAGUUUUGUACUCUGCUCAUUGUGACCUUACGAAGGUCAAGCGGGGAGUGUGCUGUCUUUACGACAGUUAUUUAGUUUAUAAUAUUUUCGCUUAGUAAUUCAUUCAAUAGUAUUUUCUAGUUAGAAUUAGAAGUGUUUAAAGUAUAUUCAUUGCAUGUAAAAUAUAUCGGCAUGCGAUGACGUCACAUCCGGUUUCGCCGUGUCUUGUGGGAAAACACCGGUUUGAAAUUAGCGCGAGGGUGGGGGCUCUCCACGAGGCUCACCUGAGCACAAGCAGUUUUGCAGGCAUGAGAAAUCACAGUGAGAGCAACGCUGUAAGUUAAUAGAUAAUCGAUAUAUUGAACUAAGAUAUUAAUGCUGAUCCUGUUAGAGGUAACGACGGUAGAUAAUGUUUAUGCUUUCGUUAGUUAAAGAGUCGCGGAUAGUUUGCAUGGAAGUGUAUUUAAAGUAGUCAAUGGAGCAGGUUAACUCUCCCUGUAUACUGCACCUUAGUGUAAUGUAGUUAUAGUCACCUUUGCAAGUAUUUACACUUGAAAUGUGAUAUUAAGGAAGGAACAAAUACUGUAUCAAUCUUGUAUUGUUUUAUCAACAGUUUUCACCAUAUGUUAAUGUGAAGAGUGAACAGUAAAUGGUUAAUCUUACUGCGAUCUGGUUCUUAUUAACUGUGGUUUAUCCGGACGUUAAAUUCGGCGUUUCGUUAC
Molecule: messenger RNA, 2695 nt
Organism: Hypanus sabinus (Atlantic stingray)
Lineage: Eukaryota; Metazoa; Chordata; Chondrichthyes; Myliobatiformes; Dasyatidae
Product: intersectin-2-like
Exons: 2
Coding region: 241-1875 (544 amino acids)
Source: RefSeq, a predicted model, not a curated record